AUGAAGAGUUUCACUAAAUUAUGUUCUCGCUCAUUGAGUACUGCUGCUUUGUGGAAGACUCACUCUUCGGUGCGAUUCUAUCAGAUUGACCUCGGAAAAGUUGCUUCCACAUUUGCAAUUCCCUCACUCACCUCAUUCCAAAACAAAGCCUUGGAGGUUGUUUCAUCCUCUGAGAAUGAUAAGGACGUUCUCAUUCAAGCACCACUCUAUUCCGGAAAGACUCUCUCCUACCUAAUCCCCACUUUUGAAGUUGUUACAAAGGCUAUCCGUGAGGAGAGAUGGAAGGAACGACCAGGUUUCCGUGCUUUGAUUAUUGUCCCAUCACGUGAAGCAGCACUCGCAGUUGGAAGACAAGUCGAUCAAUACAUUAAUUCAUUACCAGAAAGUGAACGUCCAAAUAUCUCUGUUGAAAAACCCUCUCUAGAGGUCUACAAUAGAAAUGCCUCCAUAAAGCAAGGUCAUGAAAUUAUUGAGGAAUACAAUGAUUAUGAAGCUUAUGAACAUUCACAAACUCGUAGAGAAAAUGUUUAUGGAUUGUCGUAUGCAAUUACAUGUGGAGGAAAAAGUCUUGAAAAGGAAAUUACUUUGCUCGAUGCGAGCGAACCUGAGAUUAUUAUUGCAACUCCUGGAAGACUUUUAGAACAUUUGAAGAACUCUGAUUACUUCCGCAAUGUCAAGAUUGUUAUUGUUGACGAUUGUUCCAUGCUCAAGGGUUCAAUGGCUUCCAUGAUGGACCAAAUCUUUACUCCAGAGAAUAUUUCACCAAAUGCUAAGAGAAUUUUUAUCAAUGACACGGAGGGCGUCUUUUCUAAAUUUUUGAGAAAUUCUGAAAAUGUUGAAGUUCUUACUAGUGAAGAAACUAUCACAAAGCACAACGUGAAACAAUCAAUCAUCAAGACACAAAACACUGCCGAACAAUUGAAGGUGUUAUAUGGUAUUUUAUCAGAAAAUAAGCACAAGAAGGUUGCAGUUUUUGGCGACUCGGCAAAAAUCAUUCACGCACACUAUUUAAUGGCAGAAAAUAAUCUGUUUUCUUCUCUCAUUAGUUCCCGUAUUUCUCCAACAAGAGCCAUGACUGCCUUCAGCUAUUUCAACGAACUGGAAAAUGGUAUUGCUUUCUGCAGUAACAUUGCAUGCCCAAUGAAUCCAAACGUAGAUUUGGUCAUUCACUUGGAUGCCCCUGCCACACAACAAGUUUAUGAAGCAAGAGUUUCUCGUGCUUAUGGAAAGAGCAAUUCACAAUCUAUUGUUCUCAUUUCAUCUUCCACUCAAAAUGUGCCAGAAUAUUUGAGUAGUGUUUCUUCAUCUCCAGCUCCUUCUGGUUCCAACUCUGAAUUUGUGAUCAAACCACUCAGAGUUGCUAAAGUCCAUCAAGAAAAUGGUUACUAUUUGCUGUUGAACUUGGUGACCAAAUAUGCCGAGUCAGAAAUCGACAAGAAGGCUGCUGUUGAGAAUGCCAUAACUACUCUCAAAGAAUUGGGCUUUUCAGAGGAUUUACCAAAAAUUUCUAGACACACCGCCAUCAAAGUUGGUUUUGAAAAGGAAUUUCUUGAGGCUGGCUUGUUGAUGCCUUAA
Molecule: messenger RNA, 1575 nt
Organism: Naegleria fowleri
Lineage: Eukaryota; Heterolobosea; Eutetramitea; Acrasida; Naegleriidae
Exons: 2
Coding region: 1-1575 (524 amino acids)
Molecular function (GO): ATP binding; nucleic acid binding
Source: RefSeq, a predicted model, not a curated record